Messenger RNA from Gorilla gorilla gorilla (western lowland gorilla), 699 nucleotides. RefSeq names its product zinc-alpha-2-glycoprotein-like. The record is from RefSeq and is a predicted model, not a curated record. The coding region runs from base 17 to 382 and encodes 121 amino acids. Gene Ontology annotation, cellular component: external side of plasma membrane. Gene Ontology annotation, biological process: antigen processing and presentation of endogenous peptide antigen via MHC class I via ER pathway, TAP-independent; positive regulation of T cell mediated cytotoxicity; antigen processing and presentation of endogenous peptide antigen via MHC class Ib. The transcript has 2 exons. Lineage: Eukaryota; Metazoa; Chordata; Mammalia; Primates; Hominidae.
CCUCCAAGCAGACACAAUGGUAAGAAUGGUGCCUGUCCUGCUGUCUCUGCUGCACCUUCUGGGUCCUGCUGUCCCCCAGGAGACCCAAGAUCAUGAAGUCUUUUCUUUUGCAGGUCAUUACUCUCUGACCUAUCUCUACACUGGGCUGUCCAGGCCUGGCAAAGGCACCCACAGGCUGCAGGGCACUGUCUUCCUCAAUGGCCGUGCCUUCUUCCACUACAACAGUGAAGACAGGAAGGCUGAGCCCCUGGGACCAUGGAGACACGUGGAAGGAGUAGAGGACUGGGAGAAGCAGAGCCAACUUCAGAAGGCCAGGGAGGACAUCUUUAUGGAGACCCUGAAAGACAUCGUGGAGUAUUACAACGACAGUAACGGUCAGUGAACAACAGACCGCGGGGGUGGAAGGUCUAACCCAAGAGGCAGCCCCCCAGGUGUGAGUGGCAAGGGAUCAGCAGGAUGGAAAUAGUCCCAAUCCCAGGGGAGGAACAGGAGACACAGCAGAAACACAGACAUGUCCGCAUCCCACCCACCCCACAGCACAGUGCUCCCCACUUCCCCAUCGAUUGCCCCAUCCUCAUCCCAGGCCUCAGCUCACACAGGAAGUGAUGGCAGAGUCACUUCCUAUCCAGGCACCUCUGACCUAUCACCUCCACACCCCACCCGUCGGAGGCUGAUCUCCCCAUGAGAAGGCAUCAGACU